AUGAUAGGAUAAAUAAUGCGUGUUAUGGAUUUAAAUGUUUACAUAUUACUUUAUUAUUUAAACUUGCGUUUCAACGCAAAAUCAACACAAAGUGAAAACAUCACAACGAAAAUGGAGAGUCUAUUUAAUUUACGAGCCUGGGACGAUGAUGCAAAAUAUGGCUGUAAUGCAAUUAACAAAACAUCAUUAAUCACAAAUGCCUACAAUGGCAUACCCGAAACAUUAAUUCUCAACGUUUUAGCAUGGACUCUGCUAAUUGUACUCUUCACUGUAUUAAGACAUCAGGCAGGCGAUUACGGUCGUUUAGCCUUAGUUAAUACGAAUGGCAGUAGGAAACGUUGGACUGAAGUAUUCUAUUCACGAGGAACAUCUAUGAUAGAACAACCUCACUCCUCGAAUAGUUCACAUCAACGUCAGAGCAGUCUUGCGAAUUCGACGGGAACAACAAGUCCUAAUGGUUUAGAUGAACCCAGAGGUAGCAUUACGUCCAACACAACUGAUUCUACACCACUGUCGCCCAUACAAUACGAUCAGGGUAUAUUUUCAUGGAUUGUUAUAACAUUUAAAUUACGCAAAGAACAAAUACUAUUGCACACUGGACCCGAUGCUGUCUACUAUUUGUCAUUUCAAAAACAUCUAAUGGUGGUCAUGGCCAUUGUAACUGCUGUCUCUUUGAUAGUUAUAUUACCGGUGAAUUUUCUCAACGGUUCCGAUGAGUAUGAUGUUAAUGCAUUCGGUCGCACUACAAUGGCUAAUCUAUCACCUGAUUCCGCCUGGCUUUGGGUUCAUGUUAUCGUUACUAUUAUAUAUGUGCCUUUAAUUGUAUUGAUAAUGCGUCGUUCCUCGGGUCGUAAUGCAUUUAAAAAGGCUGCCACUCGCACGAUUAUGAUAACAAAAAUCUCGCAUAAUGAUCGCAAUAAGACAGUGAUUAGAAAUUACAUACAAGAACUAUUUCCCGAUGUUAAUAUAGAAGAUGUUCAGGUAGCCUAUAAUAUAUCGAAAUUGAGUGUACGAACGGCGGAAUAUGAACGGGUUUUAGAUGCAAAAAUCUAUUGUGAACAUCAUAGAGAUAAGGAUACUUUGACAGUUCGUCCCGAAUUUUGCAAGUGUAAAACCGAAAAUGCCUACGAAUAUUACCAACGUGAAGAACGUAAUCUACAUGGAGAUGUGGCACGUCUGAGAGCUGCAGCUCUUAAUGAACCUUUAGGCAUAGCUUUUCUUACCGUGUCCACGGUACAGGAAGCACAAAACAUAGUGGCACAUUUUACACCCGGUACCUAUCGUCAAUGGAGUCUUACAUUUGCACCCUCACCAGAUGAUCUAUUUUGGGAAAAUUUAAGUGUCAGCAGUACCCAUUGGCUGCUGAAAUGGUCCACUGUUAAUAUUUUACUCUUUGUAAUACUAUUCUUUUUAACCACACCCGCCAUGGUUGUCAAUUUAUUGGAUAGCAUUCAUUUGGCAAAAGAUAAAAUUACGAAACUUUCUCCCUUGGUAUCGGAAUUCUUGCCCACGUUGAUGUUGUGGACGUUGUCCGUAUUGAUGCCGGUUAUUGUGGCCUUUUCCGAUAAGUGGAUGAGUCAUUAUACGAAAUCGAAACAAAAUUAUUCGAUAAUGACUAAAUGUUUUGGUUAUUUAUUAUUUAUGAUUUUAAUUUUACCCUCAUUGGGUUUAACUUCUGCCCAGGCUCUGCUCGAGUGGUCAGUUAGUAAUGAUACAUUGAGAUGGCAAUGUAUUUUUGUGCCUGAUCGUGGUUCAUUUUAUGUCAAUUAUAUUAUAACGGCCGGUUUUAUUGGUACCUCUUUGGAAUUGUUGCGUUUUCCGGAAUUGAUAGUUUAUAUCUGGAUGUUGAUAACGGCUAAGUCGAAGGCAGAGACUCCCUAUAUACGAAAAUCAAUUUUAUUGGAAUUUCCCUUUGGCACCCACUAUGCCUGGACAACUUUAGUGUUUACUAUAUCAAUUGUUUACAGUGUUUUCUGUCCCCUUAUAAUGCCCUUCGCCAUGGUCUAUAUAAGCUUUAAACACUUUGUGGAUCGUCAUAAUUUAUACUUUGCCUAUGGACCCUCGAAUAUGAUCUCACGCAAUGGCGGUAAAAUUCAUUCAACUGCCGUCACUAUGACGAAAUUUUCCAUUAUAAUACUUUUACUUAUAAUGGCCAUGAUAUCGGCUAUACGUGGUUCUGGCAUGGCUCGUGCUAUAAUUUUGAUUAUAACUCUAGUUAUAACAUUAACGCUCUUUACCUUUAUGUCACCCAUAAAACGUUGCACCCAGGCCAGACGUCCCAGUAUAGUGGAAAUUGCCGGCCCAGCACCAAUCUAUAUACCAGAUGUUCUGAAGCCAAGAUCUGCUCACAAUGCCACGCCCCUGGGGCCACAUUCAUAUAAUGGUGCCGGUACUGCGACAUCAGCUGGUAAUGGUAAUGGUGCUGGUGGUUAUGGCUCAGAUUCUGUGUCCGAUUUUGAUAUUAGUUCUCAAUGUAGUGUAAAUAGUGUAGAGGCCUAAAGACAACUAGUUUUCUUAGUUAAAGCAGCAGUUAAAAAGCUAACAAACAAAUACCUAUUUAAGACUAAUUCUGUGAAAA
This is a messenger RNA of Lucilia cuprina (Australian sheep blowfly), 2578 nucleotides long. It is a transcript of the gene Tmem63, whose product is annotated as CSC1-like protein 1. Bases 16 to 2499 code for a protein of 827 amino acids. NCBI's taxonomy places the organism in Eukaryota, Metazoa, Arthropoda, Insecta, Diptera, Calliphoridae. Gene Ontology annotation, molecular function: calcium-activated cation channel activity. Gene Ontology annotation, cellular component: plasma membrane. The record is from RefSeq and is a predicted model, not a curated record. The transcript is spliced from 3 exons.